Procambarus clarkii (red swamp crayfish) is the source of this 1023-nucleotide messenger RNA. NCBI's taxonomy places the organism in Eukaryota, Metazoa, Arthropoda, Malacostraca, Decapoda, Cambaridae. The record is from RefSeq and is a predicted model, not a curated record.
AUGACCCUUGAUAACAUAUACCAAAAAAAGAUGAAAGAAAAACUUCCAGAUACAUUUGGAGCAUCAUUUCAGAAGAUGAUUUGUUAUGCUGAAAACAGUUUAAAGUCUUCGGAAUUAAUAAGUGCAAAUGUCCCACAUGGAAUCCUAUCCCCUGAAGACGACCCUGCUAUUCUUUAUGACAUAAAGGUCAACUGCUAUGGCCCUGAUGACACAAUCUACAACAAUGAUCCAGAAGUUCGAAAAAAUAUUCCUCGUGGUGUAACACUCUUGGAGUUUAAGGGACUGUUUGAUUUAGUGAUCUUUGCCAAUAAAAAAUUUACUGGUGGUAUUGGUGAUGAGGAUGAUAAACAACCGGAAACAAAUGAUCUAUGGAAACAAUAUUGCUUAGAAGAUCCCAAUACUACUACUUCUAAAGUAGUUUGUAUGACUAAAGUGAAUGGUGAAUCAGCUCAUUUCAGUGGCAGAUACAUUAAUGGUAAAUUUUUUUUAAUUACUGGGAGUAAAAGUGUUCAUAUGUUAAUUGGAGAAAGGGAAGACAUUGAGCGGUAUGAUGGAGAACGUUAUGUUGUUGCUAAGGUUGUGGCCAGAUCACUGUGGGAUACAUUGAAUAAUAUGAAUAUUAUGAAUCGACAUUUGGUAUAUAGUAUCUUACACUAUACUAAAUGUACAGCUGUGUGUGAGCUUCUUCAACCUGACAACCAACAUAUUGUUAACCACAGUCACUUGGAUAAGCAUCAACUCAACGUUAUCUGUUUUACUCCAUUGUACAACGAAUAUGAAGAGACAAGCCUUCAUGCAUUACCUCCACACUACACACUCAACCUGUUUACGGCAUUAGGCUUUACAUCUCCUGCCUAUUCAAUAAUUGAAGCUAAAGAUGUAGUGAAACACCAGAAUAAGGUGCGAAGUGAUCUUUACAAAGAAGGUGAAGUUUUUUAUUUUCUAAAUGAGAAUGAAGAAACAAUUGGAAUGAUAAAAGUAAAAACAAGAUGGAAAUGGGGACAAGUUUUCUACAGUGGCUAA